AUGCAAAACCAUUGCAAGUUAAUCCUGUUGCUUUGCCAGAGAAGAGUGGCGACAGGAGAAGUUUUUACAACAACCGGAGUGGACUUGGCAGGACCGCUGUUUUUGAAGAACAAGUCAAAAGUGUGGAUAGUUUUAUACACUUGUGCCGUGUACCGCUGUGUCGUUUUGGAUCUGGUGGAGUCACUCAGUACCGAAGCCUUCAUCAACUCACUGGAGAGAUUUGUGAGUAUGUAUGGACGUCCCAAUACCAUCUACUCGGACAAUGGGACAAACUUUGUGGGCGCUGAUAACCUGUUCAAGAAACUGGACUGGAUGAAAAUUGAAGCGGCGACCCAAGUGAAGCAGAUUCAGUGGAUUUUUAACCCACCCACUGCUGCGUGGUGGGGAGGAUGGUUUGAGCGCAUGGUCAAGUCUGUCAAGGACCUGCUCAAAAGAAUGUUGGGGAGAGCCUCAUUGACGAGAGACGAGUUGGCGACUUGUUUAUGUUCAGUCGCGGCCACGAUCAAUGAGCGACCACUUACUGCAGCGACUGAAGACAUUGAUGAUCUCGUUGCACUGACUCCAGCAAUGUUCCUCAAGGGUACGAAGAUGACAAGAUUCCCGGAAGUGGAGAAAGUCACUGGGAAAGAAUUGCAAGCCCGUUACAAGCAUGUGAAGAAGCUGCAACAGGACUUACAAGCAAGAUUUCGGAAGGAGUAUCUAGCUGAACUCGUGCAGAAAGCUAGUGAAAAGAAGACUCCUGACCCCGUCGUUGGUGAUGUCGUACUGGUCCAAGUGGAUAAUAAGAAAAGAGUUGAAUGGCCACUCGGACGCAUCAUCCAGCUAAAUCCAGGAAAGGAUGGUGAACCAAGAUCUGCCGUAGUGAAGACUGCAAAGGGAGUCCUCCGAAGACCGCUGCAGAGACUUUACCCUUUGGAAAUUCCGUCAGGUGACAGAGAGAUGUCCAAACCGGAAGAAGAACGCCAAGUCCAAGACUUUGAAGAAGAAGACACGGAUGAUGAUACCGUUUUGCAAGAGUCAAAUGAAGAUCUCGUGGAUGAAGCGUUGCCAGAAGUAAUCACCAGAGCAGGACGCAAGAUAAAGAAGCCUGAUCGUCUGGGAGUUUUGCAAAGAGUGUUAAUACAUGAUGAUAGCAUUAGUAAUUAG
This is a messenger RNA of Folsomia candida, 1146 nucleotides long. RefSeq lists its product as uncharacterized. The coding region runs from base 1 to 1146 and encodes 381 amino acids. The transcript has a single exon. The record is from RefSeq and is a predicted model, not a curated record. Gene Ontology annotation, biological process: DNA integration. Gene Ontology annotation, molecular function: nucleic acid binding. Lineage: Eukaryota; Metazoa; Arthropoda; Collembola; Entomobryomorpha; Isotomidae.